This is a messenger RNA of Sinocyclocheilus grahami, 1621 nucleotides long. It is a transcript of the gene tacr1a, whose product is annotated as tachykinin receptor 1a. The record is from RefSeq and is a predicted model, not a curated record. Gene Ontology annotation, cellular component: sperm midpiece; plasma membrane. The transcript has 5 exons. Lineage: Eukaryota; Metazoa; Chordata; Actinopteri; Cypriniformes; Cyprinidae. Gene Ontology annotation, molecular function: substance P receptor activity. Bases 268 to 1536 code for a protein of 422 amino acids. Gene Ontology annotation, biological process: positive regulation of flagellated sperm motility; G protein-coupled receptor signaling pathway.
UCGUGAUGAGGAAAAGUGAAGGAGCACAGCGUUGCGAUCUGUUGUCUUGUCUUCUUUGGAAGAAUCACAGGGCUCAUUCUUUCCUUAUCACUGAAUACAACUGAGGGAUCUGAACUCUUUUUGCGUCAUGAAAUUCAAUCAUUAGACUUUUUUUUCUCAAAAGGAGACAUGGUCGAUUGAACAUUAAUAAGACAUCCAGCCAAAAAAAAAAAAACGAAUUUAUUUAAAUAUCACAUUUAACCCAAUAUUUUUUUUUUCCUAAUAGCAAUGGAUUCGCUCAUCACUUCCUCUGACUUCCAAAGUAACUGGACAACCAACUCCACUGCGCAGAAUGAAACCGAGAUAUACUGGAACCAGUUUGUGCAACCGGUUUGGAGAAUAGUGCUCUGGGCAGUGGCUUACAGCACAAUUGUCAUCGUCUCCGUGGUGGGCAAUAUCACGGUGAUAUGGAUCAUUUUGGCGCACAAACGCAUGAGAACCGUGACAAACUAUUUCCUCGUGAACUUGGCAUUCGCUGAAGCGUCAAUGUCCGCAUUCAACACCGUUAUAAACUUUGUCUACUCCGUGCACAAUGAAUGGUAUUUCGGACUCUAUUACUGCAGAUUCCACAACUUCUUUCCUAUAGCCGCCGUCUUCGCUUCCAUAUAUUCAAUGACCGCGAUUGCACUGGACAGAUAUAUGGCCAUCAUUCAUCCCCUGCAGCAGAGGAUGUCUGCAACUCAGACGAAGGUGGUCAUCGGGGUCAUCUGGAUGCUGGCUCUUCUACUGGCCUUCCCCCAAUACUACUUUUCCGACACAGACCAGCUGCCCGGCAGGGUGGUCUGUUACAUCGAUUGGCCUGAGUACACUGUUCUCGACUUCAAAACGAUGUAUUUUGUGUGUGUAGCAGUGCUGAUUUACUUCCUCCCUCUCCUGGUGAUGGGCUGUGCUUACCUGGUGGUGGGUUUGACUCUGUGGGCCAGUGAGAUCCCAGGAGAUUCAUCUGACCGUUAUCAAGAGCAGCUGACCGCCAAACGCAAGGUGGUGAAGAUGAUGAUUGUGGUGGUAUGUACGUUCGCUGUUUGCUGGCUCCCCUAUCACGUCUAUUUCCUGAUUCACCAGUUCUACCCGCACCUGUUUGAGCAUCCCUUCAUUCAGCAGGUCUAUCUGACUAUCAUGUGGCUGGCAAUGAGCUCCACUAUGUACAACCCCAUUAUCUACUGCUGCCUCAAUGACAGGUUCCGUGCCGGAUUUAAGCAAGCGUUCCGCUGCUGUCCGUGCGUCCCUGAGGGAUCCUACGAGGGUCUAGAGCUCAAGUCCACCCGGUACCUUCAAACCCAGACCAGUUUGUACAGGGCCAGUCGAAUGGAGACCACAGUGUCCUGCGUGAUGCAGCCGUGUGAAGAUGGCCAGAAGGUCAUCAGAGGGGCCGCCAAGAGGCCAGCAGUUCACAGCCCCUCCAGGGACCUCACCUCCAAUGGCUCGUCAUCUCGCAGCAUCUCCAAAACCGUGUCGGAGACCUCCAGCUUUUACUCUAGUAACAACCUACAAGAAUGAGAGCGCAAAAGCACAAGAGUCAAGGAGACCGAAUGCCACUAUUUUUGUGGAGAUGUAAUAGUUUGACGAAUCCUCUUCAGUCCUC